This is a messenger RNA of Arachis ipaensis, 645 nucleotides long. The record is from RefSeq and is a predicted model, not a curated record. NCBI's taxonomy places the organism in Eukaryota, Viridiplantae, Streptophyta, Magnoliopsida, Fabales, Fabaceae.
AUUGUUGUUUUGAACACAGAACUUGCUUAAAAAGUUCCACAAACGUCAUCCAAAAGUCAGAACUCAGAUUAGCAUUGCUGUGGCUGCAUUGGCUGUGCAUGUGCCUGCUGAAGAUUGGGGAGAUGGUGGUAUAGUGAAAUGGCUUAGGGACGAGAUGGAUUCUCAUCCGGAAUAUAUACCAGGAUUCUUGGAGUUACUAACAGUUUUGCCAGAGGAAGUAUUAAACUAUAAGAUAGCAGCUCGAUCUGAAAGGCAUCGUCAAUUUGAAAAAGAGCUUACCUCUCAAAUGGAGAUUGCUCUAAAUAUUUUAACAGCUUGUUUGUCUAUUUCUGAGCUUAAAGAGCAGGUUCUUGAAGCGUUUGCUUCGUGGCUUCGCCUAAAGAAUGGGAUUCCCGGAUCUGUUCUCAGUACCCAUCCAUUAGUUCUUAUAGCAUUAUCAAGCUUGAAUUAUGAGUUUCUUUCUGAGGCAUCUGUAAAUGCCAAAAUCGGAAAUUAAAGGGGAUCUUGAUCAUGGUAAGAGGAUAUUGCAGUGCUCAUAACAAAAUCCAACCUGGUGCCAUACCCAAGGUAUGUUUAUUCUAUUCUGUUUUCCAUGGAAUCAGUCAUAUUCUAUGCUCAUCUAGUUUCACAUUGUUCUUGUUGAUU